Molecule: messenger RNA, 1119 nt
Organism: Rotaria sordida
Lineage: Eukaryota; Metazoa; Rotifera; Eurotatoria; Philodinida; Philodinidae
Source: the annotation of a GenBank genome assembly
AUGGAUCGAAUAUUUUUCUUAUUUGGAAGUCUUCUUCUUUUAACUAUUAUUGAUUUUAAUUGGGCAAUAAAACAUCAUAGAGAUCGUGGUGGUCAUAGAAAUGAGGAAGAAUCCUUACUUGAUAAACAUGAACGUGAACGAGAUAAAAAAGAUCGAAAACGUGAUGAUGAUAAAAAAGAGGAAAAUCGAAAUUUAACAUGUUAUAAAUGUGAUGGUGAUCUAUGUCGAGAUCCAUUUCGAACAGGUGAUUCUGUACCAUUAGUACAAUGUGAACAUAGUUGUUGGAAAGGUGUUUUUGCUGCAAGUGUUCGUCGAUCAUGUGGAAAUAAACGUUGUACAGUUACAUUUCAAGGAAGUUCAGCAUUAAGUAAUACAUGUUGUCAAACAUCGUUUUACGGUAAUGAGCAACAAAAACAAUCAUUACAUUCAUUUCACCGCACAUCAACAGAGUUGACUAGCAUAUUUAUUUCAAGAGAUGAAUGUAGUGAUAUAAUGGCAAAUAUGACUAAAACUUUACAUAUGAAUACACCAGAACAAACAAUAUGUGAUGUUGAUAUUGUUGAUAAUCAUCCUAAUAAAUUAUCGAAUAAAAAACAAUUAAUUGAACAAUUACAAUUACAACUUACACAUAAUCAAAUACAACGAACACAACCAAGAGAUUAUAUACGUAUAUUAGGUCAAUCGACAACACCUGCACAAUGGUAUAAAGCUCCUUCAACUGCUCGUUCUGUUUAUUUUUAUGAUCCAAAUUAUCAAAAAUAUGUACAAAAAUCAUCAAUUUCACCACGAAAAACAAAAUCUAAUUUGACUUCUCCUCAAACAAUUCGAAUUCAAGAACGUUCAAUUAAUUAUUCAAAUUUUAUUCAACGUAAUUCGUUUUCAUUGACACCACGUACAAAAUAUAUAUUAGAUUUAUAUAAAACAGCUCUUAAUUAUCAUCAACAUAAACAACGUUCAAAUCAAAAUUAUCAAUCAACAUUAUCACAUAUAUCUCCACAAAAUCUUUCAAUUGUAUCUGGAUCACAAUUAAUACCAACAUUACCACCAAUUAAUACUUCUAAAGAACAACAUGAUCAAUUAUCAAAUUCAUUCCUACAUAAUAAACAACAAUAUAAAUGA